This is a messenger RNA of Crotalus tigris (Tiger rattlesnake), 12906 nucleotides long. It is a transcript of the gene LCOR, whose product is annotated as ligand dependent nuclear receptor corepressor. The transcript has 6 exons. The coding region runs from base 283 to 6273 and encodes 1996 amino acids. Gene Ontology annotation, molecular function: DNA binding. The record is from RefSeq and is a predicted model, not a curated record. NCBI's taxonomy places the organism in Eukaryota, Metazoa, Chordata, Lepidosauria, Squamata, Viperidae.
UUUUUCUUCUUAUUCACAGACUUUGAACCUGAAGGUGUCUCUGAUUGGUCUUUUGAUGAAAAUUGUCUUUUCUGCUGUUUGAGAAGAGAAAAAGUGAAGGAACAGUUCGUCAGUCUGGAUGAUCCAGCAUUGGAAGUUGGGCAGCACGCUCUGCUUAAACAAGAGCAAACAAAGAUCAUUUGGUUUGAGAGGCAAGCGGAAGAAUUCCUUCAUGAAGUCUUUUAUCGAAAAGAUAGUCCCAGGGUCUCAGACCCCAACAUUUCCUUAGUGGCCCGCGAGAUCAUGCAGCGGAUGAUCCGACAAUUUGCUGCUGAAUAUACCUCAAAAACUAGCUCUACUCAGGACUCCAGUUCGCCCAAUAGCACAAAGAACCAAAGCCUGCUGAAAGCAUCUCCGGUUGCCUCAUCCACUGCAGGUGCAAGAGCUCAAAAUCCCGUGCUCAGCAAACUUCUCAUGGCUGACCAGGACUCACCCUUGGACCUCACUGUCAGAAAGUCACAGUUGGACUCUAGUGAACAAGACGGAGUGCUUGAUCUGUCCACUAAGAAAAGUCCUUGUGCAGGCAAUGCCUCCUUGAGCCAUUCACCUGGCUGCUCUGCUACUCCUGGGAAUGGGCGACCUGGGAGACCCAGCCAGCACCAUGCAGAGGGACUUCGGAGUGGUGAUGGGGUACCCCCAAGAAGCUGGCAGGAUGGAACGAGGGAAGGGUCUGGCCACUCCACAUCUCUCAAAGUUCCAUUGGCUCGAUCACUGCAGAUAAGUGAAGAACUGCUGAGCAGAAACCAGCAUGCUACCGCUGCCAGCCAUGGGCCAUCUGGGUUGCAGAAUCACGGACAGCACAUGAUACUAUCCAGGGAGGCUUCUUGGGCAAAACCACACUACGAAUUCAACUUUACCCGAAUGAAAUUCAGGGGAAAUGGUGCACUCCACAACAUUAGUGACCUUCCUUUUCUUACAGAAAACUCUGCUUUUCAAAAAAUGGCACUUCAAACUAAACAGGAUGGGAAAAAGGACAUGAGCCAUUCAACUCCUGUGGAUUUAAAGAUACCACAAGUUCGAGGCAUGGACCUUUCAUGGGAAUCCCGUUCUGGUGACCAGUAUAGCUAUAGCUCUUUGGUGAUGGGUUCACAAACGGAGAGCGCGCUUAGUAAAAAGUUAAGGGCUAUCCUUCCGAAACAAAAUAGGAGGAGCUUGCUGGAUCCUGGACCAGAUUCCUGGGGCUCAGAUGCUGAGCAAUCUACCUCUGGACAGCCAUAUUCCACCUCUGAUCAGGAGGGUGAUCCUGGCUCUAAGCAACCUCGGAAGAAAAGAGGCAGAUACAGACAAUACAACAGUGAGAUAUUGGAGGAAGCGAUUUCUGUGGUGAUGAAUGGGAAAAUGAGCGUUUCCAAAGCUCAGAGUAUUUAUGGGAUUCCCCACAGCACCCUGGAGUAUAAAGUGAAAGAGAGGCUGGGCACUUUGAAAAACCCUCCAAAGAAAAAAAUGAAAUUAAUGCGUUCGGAGGGACAGGAUGUCUCUGUAAAGCUUGAGAUAGAUCCCCAGGGAGAGGCAGCACACAGUGCAAAUGAGUCAAAGGACGAUUAUGAGGGGACAGCAGAGGCAGUAGCAAUAGAUUCUCUUGGCCAGCCGAAAUCUCCAUUGGAAAAAAUUAUGGUCAGACUGUGCACAUACCACCAGAAACACUUCGUCCGUGUCCUGAAUGACAUCUGCACUGAAGUACAAACAGGCUAUGAGGGCCAGCAGUUAUCUGGACCUGAAAAUAUGGAUGUGUCUACUUGUAGUUCAGGGUGCAGCCAAUAUCAUAUUGAGAACCAGGAGCGUGGAACCUCUUGCUCUGAGUCAAAACUUCCUCUGUUGCUGGAUGCAGAACCAUCAGAGGCCCGUGGUUCUUUGAGAAUACUAUGCCAUGCACUGAAACAUGCUUCAGAACUGAAAUCUACAGACAGAAGAGAAAACCUCAGUUCUAUUGUCAGAAGAGACUUCCCUGAGCUUCCAACUAUUAGAACAACUUCUAUAAGUCCCAGAGAUAGUCCCACCCAAGGGUACCUCACUGCCUCCAAUACCCAUCACUCUAUUAAAAAUCUGGAAGGGCAGACCUCCGCUACUGAGCAAGAGAUGGGGGUUAGGAAAGGUGAAGAUGACAAAGAUCAGGUGCAAAGUAGAGGUUUACAGGGAGGCUAUGUAGCUGUGAAAGCAACAAAUGUACACAUUAAUGAGGAGAUUUUAGAGAAUAGGGUAGGUUCUUUGAAGAACCCUUUCAAAGCUUUCUCAGAGGAAACUCGAGAGCCAGCUUUCACCACUAGCUCUCCACGGAGAGCAGACAAAGAGAAUGCCUUGCAGUGCAGCUCCAAAGCCUCUGUGUACCAGGAUACUGAAAUCAAUGACCAAGAAACAAGAUCAAAGGUAGAGAAUCACUAUCUGGCUUCAGGGAAAAGCAAGGGAGGCUGCCACAUGCAUCCUGUUGACAAGACUCAUGUGGAGAAUGCCAAAGACAUUUGGCUGCCUAUUAAUUCCAUGCCAACAGUGCACCACAAAACCACCAAUGGGCACUCCCGGGUCAAGAGUAUUUCAGCUUCUGCUAAAAGUACACGUAAAAGCAAGAAGUCUUCAGGGCUAAGAAUAAAUGACUAUGAUAAUCAAUAUGAUGUUGUCUAUAUUAGCCAACCAAUUACAGAAUGUCACUAUGAGAAUAAAAAGACAGUAUCAGCAAGAAAGACAGCAAGGAAGAGCACUCGUGGAUAUUACUACAAUGGUGAGUGUUGUGAGCUUCCUACUAUUCGCACCUUGGCCAAGACUUCGCAUUCACAGGAGAAUGGGAACACCCUGGAAACAAGGCCUGAGGUGCUAACAAGUCCUAUCCAGGGCACUGUUCUUCCAAGUGGCAGCUAUUUGGCUGCAGCUGAACCUGUGGGUAGCAAUGAUGAUCAAAGAUCUUCCACAACGGCCCCUAUUCAAGAAGAUUCCUUCAACGAAAUAAGACCUGAACAAUGCUAUUAUGAAAGCAUCUCUUCUGAGGUCAAUGUCCUGAAACAGAGAGAGGUUAGUCUUGCUGAAGAAGCUACCAUGCCUGUUUCUCUACUUCCCUGCCCUAUUUUUCAUUCAGAUAAAGACAGCUUGUUGGUGUCUUCACUGGAGACCAUGACUGUCUCUUUUCCUCAACAGAAUGAAGGGGACUUGCAAGACAGUACUAGCAUGCUGGAGGCACAUAGCUCUGGCUCUGAUUCUUAUAACUGUAAUAGACCUAAAGAAAAUAGUGACAGUAUAGCAGACUCUGUUGUACAUUCUGUCUCAGAAGCUGCUAAUGAUAAAACAGCUUCUCUGUUCUUGGGAAAUGUGACUAUCCCAGAACCGCCAAUUUUGAUAGAACCAGAACCCCAUAUUAGCAUGGAUCUGUUGAUGCCUGAAGUAUCUGCCAAUAGCAUGGACUUGUUGCCUCCACUAGAUGAGCCUGCUUCUGUUAUAAAUGUAUCACCAUCUAUAGAACCCCCACUACUUUCCCCUAUAGACUUGGCAGAACCCUCAGUAGUACCACCUGCUCUAGAUGUUCUGGAACCUUGUAUGACAUUUCCUUCAGAGAUUCCCUAUAUUCCCAACAGUGUAUCACCUGUGCAGCUUGUUGCCAGCCCAAGGAGUAUGUCUCCUGUAAUUCAUCCUACCAGUGGGGUGCCUGAACUUCCUGCUCAUAUUGACCUAGAACUUUCAGAGACUCUUUCUGCAGAACCUUCAGUGGUAGCAACUAUCAAAAUGGAUGUGGAGCUUCCCCAGCUGCUUUCCAAUUUAGAAGCAGCAAAGCUGCCUCUCAGUUUGGAUUGUACUAACACACUCGAAACCAGUGUUGAAAAUUCCCAGAAUUUGAAAGAAGGACUCUCUGUUGAAUGUAAAAAUGUGCUGCCCAUUGUGGAUGCCAAUGAAGAUAAGAGAGAGAAAAAUAUAAAUGAUACAAUAGACAUCAGUGAGACCACCAAGUCUGAUGAGGAAAUGGAGGCUAAUAGUGAAAUUCCAGUAGAGCUCAAAACAUCAGAAAAGGACAAGAAAGAGACUUCUUCCAAAACAAACAUAGACAAAAAACGAAGGCGGGAGAAAAAAACCCACAUUGUUUCAGAUCGCUGUCUUCGAAGCCAGCAGUCUCUGGCGCCUACAGAGGACAGUUCUGAACAACCCUGUUCUUCCAACUCUCUUCAGCUUCCGCAGCUACAGAUAAAGCUUUCUAAAAAUCCUGGUGCUAAGCGUUUUAAGAGAGAGGUACAUCUUGAUGGGGCAACAUCUGUGUGUGUUCCUAAUGACAGACUCCAUCACACACUGCUAAAUGACAGUAGCAAAUCUAUUGAACAGCAGGCAGAUGAGGGAAAUGACAUCACAAUAAGGCAGACCUAUAAGAAACUGAUGGCAAAGGAAUCUGUAAUAGAAGGAAGCCAGAAUGGAGAAGAUAACAAAGAUAAGCCAGCAGCAAUGCUUGAAAUUUGCUUAGAAGCCAGUUCUGACAAGAGAAGUGUUCAUGUUCCAACAGAGAUGUCUGAUAAGACCAAAAAGCAGAUAGAUUUAAAGCCAGAAAGUUUAGAGAAUUCUGACAGUCCUAUGAAUAUUAUUGAAGUAUUGUCCAACCAGCAUGAAGCAAGUAGCUUCACAUGUCCUAGUAGCAAGCAUGUACGGCCAGAGAAGACAAUGAAAUGCAAGAAACCAGCCCUACAGUUCUAUAACUUGAGACACACUCCUACUACAUCUCAUGUGGUCACUGCCACAAAAAAUACAUCAGAAAAAACAAUUGUACAAGCAAACUCUGAUAUCAUGACCACAUCAGCAGAUCCUGUUGUCGCAGAUGAACCAAAUGCAAAAAAUGAAAACUCUGUUGAUUUUAACAGCAUAAAAGUACUUUCUGACAAGCCCAGAUUUGUGGAAUGGUGUGCUGAGGAAGACAACCAAGAGCUCAUCACUAACUUUAAUGCCCAUUAUAUGAAGAUUCAGAAAGGCUGGAUUCAGCUGGAGAAGGAGGCUCAGCCAGCUCCAAAGGUCAAGAAUAAAUCUGACAAGUUGAAAGAGAUUUGGAAAAGCAAGAAGAGGACUCGAAAAUUUAAAGGAUCCACUGACGUCCAGAAAUUGUCCCCUGUUCAGAUGCUUUUCAUGAAGAGUUUUGAUAUAUCCAAUAUCUGUAAAUGGUUUAUGGAGACAACUGAAACCAAAUCUCUGGUCAUUGUGAAGAAGCUGAACACACGUAUUCCAGGAGACAUUCCUCUCAUGAAGCUUCCACUCCAGAAGGGUUGUUCUUCUGGCAUCUAUCCCAGUUCUCUCCAAGCAGAGCGUCUAAAGAAACACUUAAAGAAGUUUGCUGCUAUGACCCCAGCAAAAAAUACUAUAAAGAUUCAAAAGCUGUGGACCAGACUUCGAGAGAAUAGUGAUCAGACUGAGUCAGAGCAGAUUGUCAGUCCAAAGGAGACAUCUCCCUCUGAAGUCAGCUUGGCACAAUGUAUUGGACCCAAGAGCAUCCAGCCUUCUCCUAGCAUGCCGGUGCAGACUAGCUCACGGAUCUUGAGGAAAUAUUCCAACUUGAGAGGCAAACUUCAUGGAUUCCAUAGAGUGGUCAAACAGGAGAGGCAUGACUCUGUGUCCAAGCACCUCUUGGCCGAAAGCAAUUCAAGCAACAAGAGCAUGUGCAUUAAACCCUUGAUGUCCCCCAAGUUGGCCCAGCAAGUGAAAGCCAUCCAACUUCCUACUAAAACCACUCUGAUUGAAAAAAGAGGAAAGGGGAGAAAAGGGAAAGGAAAGUUACAGGAGGACACCUCCACUAAAGGCAACCUUCAGCAAAGCAAAAAGAAGACACCAAAUGAGAAUAUCAGGACGCUGGCCCUGGGGCAGUUGAGUCCUUCAAGCAAGGAAAGAAUUUCUUUUAAGAAAGUCAGUAAAGUGAAGCAAGUGGGAGCUCCAGCUACUAGAAAGCAGACAGCAGCAGGAAGAAAUAGUAAGCACACCUCUCAGAAUGAGAAGUCAAAGAAACUAAUUGACUCACAAGCUGGGAAAAAAAAGGCUCCCACCCACAUGGGGAAAGCCAAUACCAGUCAAAAGGCCAGCCUGCUCUCUAAGCAGCAAGGGCUUAUAAAGGCUCUAAAGGAGAAAAUGGUGCGAGAUCCCCCCAAUCAGUCUCUUAAAAAGGCAAGCAGUGAGAAAGCUCUCACCAGGUCAGUGAAACGAAUUCAGGGGAACAAAACUCGGAGCAAGAGGAAGCUGAGGGCAAAGAAAGAACCUUCUCCCAGCAAACGCAGGCGACUGGAUGCAAAGUAGCAACGUCUUGGGUAGGAAGGGUGUCAUAGAAACUCUUCCUCUUUCUUUCGGUAGUUCCACUGCUGAACAGGGAGGGAGGGAGGGGUGUUUGGGUAUGGCUAAAGGCCAACUCCCUCUUGCUUUUUAAGGAGCCUUCGAUUUGUGUUGCAUCCAGAGAGGAGCACCAUUUUUCUAAAUCACAGAGAAAGAAAAGUUGAAAGUUCCUGGAGUUGAACUGGAAGCAUGACGGUUUCAGUUCAAAGUACAGUGCCUUAUUUAUCAUUUUAGGAAACAAAUAAAUUUGUCUGCUUGAUUUGAAGCUAGCAGUUUAUGGGUUAAUGCACAUGCACUUGUACUGUAAUGGAAAGAGAACCACCUGUCAUGCACAUCCCACAGAGUUUGAUGGCAUGUCUGCUAAGCUUCAGACAGGAACGUUUCCUUCCUUUUGUGCAUUGUAGCAUACUGACACUGUUUAAUUUGAGCAGGGCAUUAUGAAGCCUAAACCCAAAGCUGUUUCCUCUAAUUACAUUCUUCACUAGCAGGUCAUAAUGAUGGAUUUUAUAAUUAAGUUAUUAAUAAUUACCUAUGUGAUGUAACUUUGGGCUUUAGGAUUUGGCUAUAAGCUAGCCAGGUUUUGUGUCAAAAAGAUCUUUUUAUGUUUUCAGUGAUGAUCAGCCAUGCUUGGCCUACCCAAGAAACUAGUCUUGUUGGAUGAAUGGAAAAUGUUACUCUAAGUAGAGAUUGCUUGCCUCAUGGAACUUUGCUCUAUACCUUAAACACCUUAAAGGCUACAUUUUAAAAUGCUGCCUCAAUUUCUGUUGGAGUAGUUCUGAAAUGUAUUUAUCCCAACAUUCCUGGGGUGGUUUUUUUUGGGGGGGGGGAAAUCCCUGUUUAAAAUACUCCUGAAUUCAUAGGCAUAUUAUGAUGCUAAAAUGAAGUGUAUGGAUCUCAAGAAAAAAGUAUCUGUAAAGAAAAAGCAUUGGAAGAUGCUCUUGUCAGAGAUCUUUCGUUGCUGAAGAUUUUUUUAAAAUAUCUUUAAACUAUGAAGUUGCUGUAAGUUCCUUUUCCAUAGAGUUCUUCAGGUAUCUGAAGGCUUUUUAAAAAGUAAAAACAUGAUAAUGCUGGUUGUGAAUAAAGUAGCAGCUGGAACUUUCUGGUACUUUCACAAAUAUAUGGGUUGCAACUUAACAUGAACUAAAUUUCUCUCUGCCUCCCCCCCAAGAAGAGUGUAGGCUCACCCAUUAUUCAUUAACUUUAUAUGCAAUAGUCACUUUUCCAGUUCAGACAUUUGUUUUGGAUCAAAUCAGAGGGAAAGCAAUGUUUUCUCAAAGAAAACACCCUGUCUUGUGCUGCUCAUUUGGGGGGUAACAGUAACUCCUUUUGCUCUGAGACUAGAGAGAAAAGGUAAGGACCAGCUUUUUAUUUUAUUUUUGUAGCUCUCGCUAAGCCACAACAAAGGUCUAGAUCAGGGGUAGGCAAUCUCGGCCUUUAUGACUCAUGGACUUCAACUCCCAGAAUUCCUGAGCCAGCAUAGCUGGCUCAGGAAUUCUGGGAGUUGAAGUCCACGUGUCAUAAAAGAGCCGAGGUUGCCUACCCCUGGCCUAGAUAAUUGCUUAGAAACUUGUGCAGACCUCCUCAGGUUUGCCAUGUUUGACUCCUGAGAGCUUCCUGGGAAGGCCUUCAGAUAGUUUGACCUUUCAGAAUAGCUUGCCAUGGAUACCAGAUGAGAACAACAAACUCAAACAUCUUUAUGCAUUAUUGUAUUAACUGGCCUGAACCAGCCUUUCCAGGCGGUGAGGGGGUUAUUGAAUAUAAGGGGGAAAAAACACUUUUGGGGGGAAUGAAUGUGUGAGGAAAUUGAUUUUUUUUUUAAAGGAUAGAGAGUACGUUAGCAUUUGUACUCUUAUACCAAAGCUCAUUACUGCAGGCAGAAAAUUGAUAACUAGCUGUUGUAAAGUUUCUCAUUGAUCAAGGAAAUUGGAAUUUGGUGUCUGAAAAUAUGAAGCCCUGUUGCUCACCCUCUUAUCCAAGGGUGACUUGAGAGGGUGCCCUAAAGCUACAAGACAUAUCAGGGUGGACCCAUUUUAUAUAAUAUUUUAAAAUGACUUGAUUUUUAACUUCUCUUUUCAUUUAAAUCACGAUGUAUAAAAUUAAUUGUCAUAGGCAUCAGGUUAGGCUUAAUGUUCUCUGUAAAGAUUCAUAUGAAUUUGUCUGGUUGCUAUUUUAAUUGUAAAUAUCAAAUGUGCUAGACAUUCCACCAGGAGUAUUAAAAAUAUUUAAGGUAAUGUGUGAGCACAUGUAUGUGUAUGGUGAUGGCAAGGGGUUGCAAAAAUCUUUCCCCCCCCCCAACUUUACAUUAUUACAUUCAGAUAUGCAUAAAACUUCCUGCUCCCUCUGCCCAGGGCUGCUUCCUAACCAACUGCUGGGUAGUUGGGGCAUCUUUGGUACAUCACUUCAAGAUAAGUGAUUCUGAUUUAGAUCUCUGCUAAUAAAAUCUUUCUACCACCUGUGCUGUCCCAGUUCUUGUGUGGUCUGGAGUCUGAAAUGUUCCUUGUGUUAGCAUUAUGUAACAUGUUUCAGCUUCAAAUCUGUCCUGUUUUGCUGCACAUACAAAGUUGCAUAACUCUGAGAAAUCCAUCGGUUGCCAGGCCCAGAGUUGCUGAUAGUUUUAGUUCAGCUUCUUACUAUUUUUGGAGAAGGCCAUGCCAUCCCAUACUUGAGUGCUCUUGGCUACCAACUGGACAUGCCUUUUCUAUGUAUACAAUCAAAAUAUUAGGAAAGAAGAGAUUAACCAAGCAGUUCAAAACAGUUUAGGUACUUUUUUUUAAAUAUAUGCAACUUGGUAUAGAGAGCUAACAAGUCUUGAGAUAAAAGAAAACAAAGUGUUAUCUAAUUGGAAGAUGUAGUGCUCUGUUCUUCAGUCCCAGUGACACUCAGUUCAUACCUGGCAGAGAUGCUUAGCCUCUAAUAUUCAAAUACCUUUUUUUAAGAGUUCCUUGGGAUGUCCUUCAAAACACUUCUUUUUGAUAUUCGAGUCUCUUCAUUAAAAUGAACUUCGAAACUUGGCUUGUACUAUUGCUGGGUCAGACUUUUCUUUUAGAAACUACAGAUGUAAUUAUGUGCCUUGCAUUUUACCUUUCCCCCAUCUAAUAGAUAUUAGGUAUGUAAGGUGCAAUUUCAAGUUUGAUUACCAUAGAAAAAAAUCCCCAAACCUGUCCUGUUGUUUGACUUUUAUCAUAUUUGCAUCUUAUCCCUCUUAUUGUGGUCUUUUUCUUUGUCUACAAUUCUUCCGACUGGCAUGCUUCCGUUCUCUCUUAGUAAUCCUAUUCUUUAUCAAACUCUUGAUUCUUUGUGUUUGGGCAUGCUAAUGCAUUCAGUAGUUUCUAGCUUAAACUCAUGUAGUACAUGAAGUGAGGAAUUGUACCUUCACACCUUUGUCCAUAACAGUAACUUCUACAACAAUUGGAGCACUCACUUUUCUCUGUUUAUGGCUUUUUCUUUCAUCCUGUCAAACACAUAUUCUCAACAUGUAUGUGUUUUACUUUGAAAUAAUAAUAAUGAACUGGAAAAAUAAUAAAAUACAAUAGAUCUGCAAAAAGAAGUAGAAUAAUUUUAACAAAAGAAAACAUAGUACCAAUAGUAGUAAGCUCCUUGGGUGCAAUUUCAAAACAUCUGGAGAGCCAUUUGAGGACCAUUGACAUUCACAAAAUCGCAAAAGAUAGUUGUAUAGGUAAUCCUUCACUUACAACUACAGUGGACUGGAACUUUGUUUGUAAGCCAUUAUAGUCAUAAGUUGAGGCACCAACCACCAGAAUUGAUUUUACAACCAUUUUUUCCAGGUCAUUAAGUGAGUCACCAUGGUCGGUAAAUGAACCAUGUGGCUAUUAAGCAAAGUCAUAAGUGUGAACUCAUUUUAUCUGAUGGGCAUUUUUUGCAUGAAGAUGCAAAGUAAUUGCAAAACAUGAUCAUGGGAACAUGGGACAUGGCAACUGGUUAUAAGUGCAAUCCAUUUGCCAAUGCCUAAAAUGUGAUCAUAUGACUGCAGGGGUGCUGCAUCAAUUGUAACUACUAGGACAAAUAUAAGUAACUUUUUUUUUGAAUCUGUCAUAACUUCAUACAGUUGUUAAGUGACCACUUAUAAAGGACUAACUUUUUUUGGGAACAGGUUAUAUCCUGCAACAGCUCCUUUUAAUAAUAUUAAACAAUAUCUGCCUAUCCCAGAAUACUGCAGAAUACCUAUCUUAGGAUAAUCUCAGGAGUUCCAAAUUUGCAUUGAAAGUAAACUGUUCUCUUCUUUAAAAGCUUGCUUUUUUAGCAGGCUUCCUAAAUAAUUAGAAAUGGAUGGAGUCUGAAUGGUUUUUCUGGCAUGUAUGUAAUCAUUUACAUAAAUAACUUUUUACAUCGCUAUCAAAAGUUUCUAAAUUGUGUACGUGUGUGUUUGCAUUACAUUCGGAUGUAAUGUGAAUAUAUACCUAUAUGUGUGUGUAAUAGAGACAUAUGGGCAUGAUGCUGUGUUUGCACAGCAUCUGGCUAGAGAUUAAAAUGCUUUCCUAGGUGCAGGAUAAAUUCUGCCUUUUCUCCCUAGGUAGUCACAAAAUGGAAGAAUAAUAAUGUAAAUAGAAAUAGUUUUAAAAUAUUUAUUUCCUGUAUUUUGUGCUGACAAGUCUCAGGAGUGCUGUUUGCAAUAUGAUAGAAAGGUAGUGGUAUUUUUUUUUAAAUAAAGGCAUGUUUCAUACUUCAAAUAGCAUUAAACAGAAGAACUGUCAUAUGAUCUGGAAUUUAUGCUGCAAAAUCAAAAUCCUAGAUCUUAACUGAGAUGUAAGCCUGUGCAUGGGCUAAAUAUUUCACACUCAUCAUUAAAUAUUCCUCUAUGUUAAAGCCAGCACCUCUAAUACAUAAAUCUUUAUAUUAAGCAUUAUAAAACCAUUAGAGACUACACUUUGCAUUAGAACAAGUGCUGUGUAUAUAAUAGACAGGAAUUCAGCUAUUAAAAUUCUUAAAACCUUCAGGCUAAAGUGAGAAUAGCACAGGCACAGGCUGACCAUCUCUGUAAAAGCUACAUCAAAUGGACUGAAAGCAUGACAUGGUUUGUUUGUUUUUUGCUUCUAUGGAAGUGACUUGAAAAUUCAACUAUUGAGCACAGUUCUUUGAAAACUGCUUGGUCACGUGCACUUUUAGGCACAGCACUUGAAAGCAAUAAGAAUUCUAGUAAUAAUGUUUCUUGUGAUAAAAUGGCAUAUGGGUGGCCAUAUGCCUGGGUGCACAUAUCUCAGUAAUGCCUGCUUCUCCUCAGUGGUCUUGCCAUCUAAAGAAAGAAACAGCUUAUGUUUCAGUCUUACUCCAUGUUUGGGCAUCAUCGCAGGGAAUCUGGCAACCCAGAAGAAAUGUAUUGAUUGGGGAUAUGGACUCAGGGAUAGUGAAUAAAAGGAGAUUUUAUUAGAAGCUGGGCGGGGGUGGGGUAGCAGUGGCACAUAUGGGGAAUGUUGGGGUGCUUUCUGUCAUUUGCAGCUGAUUGUUGUCAAUUCUUAAUCUCACUCCAAAUCUUCAGAUGCUGGAUUGAGUUUAGGUCCCAUUUUUCUGGGUUCUCUAAAAGUUAUUUUAUUUUAUUUCUUUGGAACAUACUUUUAUGUUCUCUAGUCGCUCUCUCUUAACACUCCUUAGAUCACUCUAUGUUAUUUAGGAUAUCAGUGUCUUUUGUUUGAUAAUUAUUUUGAUGGGAUUGUGUGGACAUUCCUAAGUGUGUGAUUUUCAUGUGCUUUGGGCUGUUGGAAACGCUUGCUCCAUUCUUCUUUCUGGAAAUCUAUUAGUUGCCUGUCUUAAGGCAUAAUCCUAUAUGUAGCUCCUUUCUGCUAAUUCUUGCAUCCACUUUCUGCUAUCCAGAAAUUUAACUCCUGCCUGUAUUUGUUGAUAAUGUCUUCAAUUCUCUUACAAAGUUGCUACAGGAGGUUUAGCAUAGGAAGCAGGAUUCUAACCUUCUGCAAUUAUUUUAUUUUCCAAUAGCGUACGUGAAAGCUUAGGGAGAAAGUUCAAUGAGCCCUUGCAAUGUCUUGCACUCAACAAGCCAAUAAAUGCAUUUGGCAAUUUUACAUUCUAUGCAUUAAUUUAUAUUCCUUUUAUUAUCCACUCAUUGUCUCUUUAUUUCUUUAUCCAAAGCAGUCCUUUCUAUCCCAUCUCAAGAAUCAAUUAUGGGGAUUUUUCCUCCCCAUGUUUGACCAGCCUGAUAUUGUCAUCCAAACCCAAUGUAUGAUAAGUAGUAUUUUGGAAGGGUUUGAUUGUAUAUCCUUCUCUUCUCUUCGGGGCACUGGAAAAUGCUGUGAUGUUAGGAGAAGAAUGUGUCUGUUGUGUAUUGUUGGUUAAAAUGUGUCAUUAGAUAAUGGUUAUAUACCUCAUCUGAAGAACAUUUUAAAUGUAUACAAAAGGUAAUACUCUGUUUCUUUCCAGUAAUUCAUAAACCUAUAACAGUUAGGGCUAUUUUAUCAUGGAAAUUGUAUCAUACUUGUGUGUGUCUGUUAUUUCCUUGACUAAUCAAUGGAAAGUGAUUAUUCCUUUUACCUUUUUUCUGUGCAGCUUUCUUUCUUUUAUGCAUUGUGAUGGACUCUAUGUACUCCAUGGGUCCUUAUUUUAUUGCAGCUUAUUAAACUUUUUAAAAUGUCA